AUGCAAUUUGAAACAUACUUUAAAGCUACAGAAGAAGCAUUUGCUCAAGAAAAGGAAGCGGCUUUAGAUAAAAUUCUUGGAUUAAAGAAAUGCUGGCAAGAAGUUCAGGAAUUAGACAAUAAAGUCAUCGAAAAAUGCAAUCGAAUGAGUGAAGUUAAGCGAUUAGUGAAUAAAAGUCACAUGCAAAUAUUGAGAACGAAGGAAGAAUGUCUCCAAAUGCAGUUGAAAAAUGCUCAAUUGCGUUUCCAUGUUAGACAAUUACAAAACGAAAUUUUUAGACUUUUACCUUUUUCACAUACACAAGUUCCAAGUACAGAAUAUAUAAUGUCUCUUGAUAGAGAUGUUUUUAAAGCCCAACAGCAUUCAACAAAAUCAGAAGCUGAUGAAGAGCACAUGGUUGAGAUAAAGAAACUGCACAAAAUGUGGUCUGAUCUUGUUGCUCUUCAGAAACGAGUAUUUACUGAAGAAAAAAAUCAAUACGAAGAAGAUGCAGCACAAUGGAAAAAAUUUUCAACAGCUGUAGAAAACCAAUCAAAAGCUACGCAUAAAAUUAUUGACACUUAUCUUAACCAGAUCACAAUGGGUUAUGGAAGUUUGAAGCGUCAAGAUGACGAAGACCAAGAAAAGCAAAAAAAUUUUAUUCAAGAACUCGAAAAGAAAAUUAAUAAGCUUUCAACAAAAUCAAAGACACUUACUGUAUCCCUUGAGGCAAAGAAAGAAGCUGAUAAAAAGAAAACCACACGUAUUUCAAAUAAGAUUACAAGAGAACUUCAAAGAAGAAUUCAAUCUUUGCAAAACAAAAAUGGUGAUAUUAUUGAAGAUAUGCAAGAUGAAAAUGAUGAUCUUUAUGAAAAAGAAGACAUCCUUUUGGAUGAUCUUGAUGAAAUAAAUGAGAAGAUUAAAAAGUAUCAAUCUGAAAUAGAAGGUUUAACAGCUGAAGGUGAAGAACGUCUCGAAAAUCUUGAAGCCCAGUUAAAUGCUUUAAUUAGUGCUGCAUCGGGUAUCAAUAUAGUACCAAAAGAUCAGCAUGUUGCAAUUGUUGGUGCUGUUGCUGCAGCUGUGAGCAUGCAUGGUUGUUCAGCUACCAAAGCCGAGAGGACCAAUACUCAAUUAGAAAACUUGCGAUAUAGGUACGGAUUACAAACUCCUGUUUAUGAUUAA
This is a messenger RNA of Trichomonas vaginalis G3, 1161 nucleotides long. RefSeq lists its product as uncharacterized. The coding region runs from base 1 to 1161 and encodes 386 amino acids. The transcript has a single exon. The record is from RefSeq and is a predicted model, not a curated record. NCBI's taxonomy places the organism in Eukaryota, Parabasalia, Trichomonadida, Trichomonadidae.